Sardina pilchardus (European sardine) is the source of this 3072-nucleotide messenger RNA. RefSeq names its product scavenger receptor class F, member 1 (gene scarf1). The record is from RefSeq and is a predicted model, not a curated record. Bases 144 to 2936 code for a protein of 930 amino acids. Gene Ontology annotation, molecular function: scavenger receptor activity; low-density lipoprotein particle binding. NCBI's taxonomy places the organism in Eukaryota, Metazoa, Chordata, Actinopteri, Clupeiformes, Clupeidae. Gene Ontology annotation, biological process: neuron remodeling; dendrite development; heterophilic cell-cell adhesion. Gene Ontology annotation, cellular component: membrane. The transcript is spliced from 11 exons.
CCGGCCGAAGCAGACACACCGCAGGGAGAGAGGGCGAGAGAAAGGGGGCGAAGAGGAGACUGUCCUUCAGAGACCAGGGCUGGAGAGAGGAGUGAGGGCCCCUGUCUGGAGGCAGGGCCGGCGGCUCGAAGAAGACGAGGACGAUGGACGUCCGUCUGAUUGGUCUUGGGCUUCUGGUCUUGGGCUGCCUCGGCUCCGGCGCGGCGCAGAAACUCUCGCGGAGUGGACGGAACGUGUGUCUGGACCACAGGGAUCCAUCCUCUCUGGUUUGCUGUGAUGGCUGGCGUCAGCAGGGAGACGAGUGCACUAUCCCUCUGUGCGUGGGAGAGGGGGCUUGCCAGCAGGAUGAGGUGUGUGUCUAUCCAGGAAUGUGUCGCUGCAGGCCUGGCUACUUUGGCGCUCAGUGCAAAACCUCCUGUCCUCCUGAGUUCUGGGCAUCCGACUGCCGUGAGCACUGCCUGUGCCACCCGAAUGGGCGCUGCCACCCGGCUACGGGCGAGUGCACCUGCCUGCCCACCCGCUGGGGCCCGCUAUGCCAGCACGAGUGCAUGUGUGGCCGCCACGGCCACUGCGACCCGCUGCACGGCAACUGCACCUGCGACGAGGGCUGGUGGACGUCUACCUGUGCCAAGAUGUGCCACUGCUUCGAGCAGGGCACGACGACGUGCGUCCAGGCGACGGGCCAGUGCGUGUGCAAGCACGGCUACUACGGCCAGAAGUGCAGCCUGCGCUGCAACUGCUACCUGUCGCCCUGCGAGCAGAACACGGGCCACUGCCAGUGCGUGAGAGGCUGGUGGGGGCCGGGCUGCGACCGACACUGCAACUGUGACCUCAGCCACGGGGAGUGCCAGCCCAGCAACGGGGAGUGCGUGUGCGAGCCCGGUUACAAGAGCCCUGUGUGCCACGAGCCCUGCAGCCCUGGACACUACGGCAGCGGGUGCCUGACAAGGUGUGGUCACUGUGUUAAGGGCGCCGCGUGCUCUGCAGUGGACGGCUCUUGUGAGGCCUGCGAUCCGGGCUGGAACGGCACGCGCUGUGACCAGCUCUGUCCCGUUGGAUACUACGGAGACCACUGUCAUAAAGCAUGUCCAACUUGCAAGAACCAAGAGGCCUGCGAUCCAGUGACAGGGGAGUGUUCUCACUGUAACCCCGGGUGGAUUGGCCCCAGGUGUGACCGUUUGUGUCCCGCGGGAACGUUUGGCGACGGCUGCCGCUCUCAGUGCAGCCCCUGCUAUUAUGGACGCUGUGACCCUGUGGCAGGAAACUGCAUCUGCCAGCCUGGUUUCCAGGGCGACAGCUGCAACAGCACUUGUCCAGAUCACCUCUACGGUGUGAACUGCUCAUCUGUGUGUGACUGUGGUGAAGUGGACUGUCAUCGUGUCUCAGGAGCGUGCCUCUACAGCUCCCACGCAGGUCUCAUCGUGGGGCUUCUCAUCCUUGUGCUGCUUGUGCUGCUCGUGCUGCUCUGCUGCUGCUGCUGCUGCUGUUUGGGAAAAGUGCCCACUGAUGGGAAAGAGAGGGUUGCCGUGGGAGAUGGAGGUCCUGCCCUGCGGAUGAAACACCAUGUGUACAGUGUGUUGGCUACUGUGAGCUCAUCCAUCCCUUGCACCAGCUUGUGGACGUCAGGGUUGCCCAGAGUUACAGUGUCUCAUCACGAUCCUGAGCUGACGUUCAACCAUAGCUUCAUUGAGCCGCCCUCAUCUGGUUGGUUAACUGACAACUCGUUUGAGAGCGAUGAGGGAGAGGAAGGGGAGGCCUUGUACUGUGUUCCACCUAGAGAAGAUAUCUCCACAGUAGCGGGAGGGGAGUUCCAGGAGCUGAGCUCCAAGUGCAACAUGUUCCCUGACCCGUCGGCCUUCAGCUCUGAGGACAUGGCUCUGGCCUUCGGCAUCCCGCGCACCUCCAGCAUCGCCAAGUCCAAGCGUCCAUCCGUCUCCUUCGCUGAGGGCACCAAGUUCAGCCCCAAGGAGCGCCGUGGCUCGGGACAGGAGCUACCGGCUGUUGCCCGCAAGCCCAAGACUCCUUGGGGGGUCCUCAUGGUCUCUGCUCUCCAGAGCCGGGAAGAGGGCGGGACGGACAGGGGGGACCAGGAGCCAGAGACGGGCGAGAGCCUCGUGGACGAGCCGAGGACCGCGGAAGAUCCGGACGAUCCCGAGGCCGGGAGGUACGCCACCGCUCCCUCCCGCAGCACCCUCGCCGUGCCCGGAAGCAGCCGGCGACGCACACUGUCCAACCCGACCAAGAAGAACUCCCAAGCGCCGGCCCUGACCGGUAGCCACCAGUCGGAGGAUGCCGUGGACAAGGUGACCACUGUGUAUGUGACUGUGGGAAAAGCUCUGCGUGGGUCCAAGGCAGAGACCAGUUCAGAGGGGCCAGUACAGGCCAUGCUGCGCCGACUGGGCAGCAUCCAGAGGCAGAGGGAAGAAGGCAGCAAGCCCAAGGCCCGUGGAGAGGCCAUCGUCAAGCCCCCGCGGAGGAAGCUGGGAGCACGGGCCGCAGUCUGGGAGCAGGUGGUGAGCACCGGAGGAGGGGGGAGCCCCCCUGGCGCUGUGCCCAUGAGGAAGCCCAGUCGCCGGAAGCACACGACCCUCAGCUCCCCCUGUCCCAUGAGCUCCAACGAGAGCGCGCAGGAGGGUGCCGCCCCGAAGAGGCCGCUGUCCUCCAUCUUGAAGAGCGUCCCAGAGUGGGUGGCUUCUGCGUCGGCGAGGAGAGAGGUCCAACCGGCCGAGCCCCGAGCUUGCUGCCCAGAUCCUCCAGGAGAGGACGGGUAUCUGACUGUGGGACCUGCACAAAUUGCAACCAACCUGGGGGAAGUCAUCACCAAUGAAGUCAUUAUGGCCUGUGAUGAUGAUGAUGAUGGACCAAAGUAUGAAAAUGUCAUGCAUUAUGAAAGCAAGCAUAGUAGUACCAAUUAUGAAAAUAUCCAUAAUAUCUGAUUAUAUUUUACUUUAGCAAAUUAUUCUCCAUUUCUUCUCUUGGUACUUGGGGUCACAAAACUACACGUAUACACAGAUUUAGCACAAGAUGACUGCAUUAUAAUCUGUCUUGUAACCUCAGUCUGAUUAUUGUGUA